AAUGAAUAAAAAUGAAAAAUUAAGACUCAAACAUCUAAGUGAUUCGAGACUUUCUAGGACAAGAUCAAAUUUAAUUGAAGCGAGAGAUCUAGACGAAAAUAGUUGCAAAGAUGAAUUUUCUAGUAGUUCGGAAAGGAAACUUUUAGAGGAGAAGGUUGAAAAGGAACUGUCUAGAACAAAGUCAAUACAGAGUAUUCAAAGUACUGCAAGCAAGGUUAGUAGAAAAAGUGAGAGAAUUUCAACGUUAAGGAUAAAAACUAGAACAGAAAUAUUAGAACAAAAUCAAUUUCUUUCGGAUUACGACGCCGAAAAAGAGCUACAAUCUAAAAAUGAUACUCUUCUGGCAAAAGUUAGAAUCAAUGCUUCAAAAGCAUCACAAUCAAUGAUUCCUUUCCUUAAACAUUACGAAGAUAAUAUAUUUUCACAAAUGGAAGACAGAAGUUUAUUUUCUUGGGAAUUUUGUAAACUUUACCAAUUUUUCGAAAUGAAUAAAUUAAGAGAAGAUAUUAUUAAAUCUAUUAUGGAAGCUAAUCGUCUCUUAUCUUCAUUAUCCGCAAAUGCAACAAUAGUAGAAAAUCUAUAUGUAAAUAGUCCAAGUAAGUUAAUAAUGCAAGAUUAA
Molecule: messenger RNA, 619 nt
Organism: Dimorphilus gyrociliatus
Lineage: Eukaryota; Metazoa; Annelida; Polychaeta; Dinophilidae
Source: the annotation of a GenBank genome assembly